GGAUCGUCGAACUGUCAUUAAUCUUGAGGCGCUCCUGUGGACUCGGUUUUCAUAGCUUUCCCUAAUCUCAUGUAGAAAAGCAAGCACGAUUAACCGACAAUUCCGUUUCAUCGCCAUUCUUCUACGCCGAACCCAGAACCUCCGUUCACUGACGAGAUACCCCUCCUCUCCGCUUGCCGAGUCCGUCACAAUGUCGCAAAAUCAACGCAGGGGUAGAGGAGGCAACCAGAGCCGUGAAGUGACUAUUUCUAAAGCGUUAAGUCUGCUAUUGCGCCAUGCAGCAGAAAAGGAAGGGCUGAAAAUGGAUUCUCAAGGGUAUGCCAACGUGGCGGACGUGCUAGCAUGGAAAAAAAUCAAGUCUCUUAAGGUUACUCUUCCUGAAAUCAUUCACGCGGUUGCCUCAUCCGACAAAAAGCGGUUUGCGCUGUUACACAUCCCUUCGGCGAAGGCUUUAAGCGACACAACAACGACUGGGGAGCGCGAAGGGGAGACCCCCGUCUGCGAAACAGAACCGAGCUCGAUGCCUACAUCGCAGGUCCCGACCACCAGCGCGGGGCAGGAGAAUGCAACGGCGACGGCACUCGCCGUGAACGAUACAGACCCGUCUCAUUUCCUGAUCCGAGCGACGCAGGGGCACAGCAUUAAGAGCGUGGACGCGGCCGCGUUCCUGGAGAGACUGACAUUGGAAGACGAGGCGAGGUUACCGGACACUGUUGUGCACGGGACAUACCAUGCCGUUUGGUCGGCCAUUCUCCAGUCCGGCGGGCUGCGGUGCAUGGGACGGAACCAGGUUCAUUUUGCAACUGGGCCUUCCCUGGAAUCCGUGCUACCUACACAUGUAGACGGGACGGCACACUCAGCUACGACACCCUCGGGCCUAAACGAUGGGCGAGUAAUCUCCGGGAUGAGGCGAGAUGCGCAGAUUCUGAUCUACAUUGACAUCAAGAAGGCAAUGGCCGCGGGGUGUCCGUUCUGGCGCAGUGAGAACGGGGUCAUCCUGAGUGAGGGCGUGGAUGUAGGGGGGGUCAGGAGGCUGGAGAUGGCACAUCGCAAAAGAUCAUUCCCCUUGAAUUCUUUGAUGUUGUUGUGGAACGGAAAUGUGGGCUCGGGAAGAUUUGGGAACGUGGGCAAACGAUCAAGGAAUUGCCGUCGGAAUUGCUUCAGAGAGGCAAUCCCAAGGGUCCACAAGCAGGAUCGGAUGGGAGGAGAGGGGGUAAAAGAAAUGGAUGAUCUCCAUGACCCUGUGAUGAACAAGUCUUACUGAUAUUUUGUCUGAGCGCAUAUGCUUAAAUUUACAUCUAGCUCUGAAGCUGUACACAGG
Molecule: messenger RNA, 1321 nt
Organism: Aspergillus novofumigatus IBT 16806
Lineage: Eukaryota; Fungi; Ascomycota; Eurotiomycetes; Eurotiales; Aspergillaceae
Product: tRNA 2'-phosphotransferase
Exons: 4
Coding region: 191-1264 (357 amino acids)
Biological process (GO): tRNA splicing, via endonucleolytic cleavage and ligation
Molecular function (GO): tRNA 2'-phosphotransferase activity
Source: RefSeq, a predicted model, not a curated record